AUGGGAGUUUGUCAGAGCUCUUGUGCUAACACCAGCAGUCUCGAGUACUACGACGCCUGGGGGCAUCAGGUACCUGUGCUGGUUAUCGCUCCAAGAACGACACCAAGUUAUGGAUGUGUGAACGUGGCUGCUGCUCCAUCCGCUGGAAACUCGACUAUGCUGUUCCAGAACUACUUUAAGUACGUCGAGGUGUCUCCGUAUGUGGUGCUGCAGGAUAAGACCCGGCAAUGCGAAUGCGUCAUGUGUCGCGGAGUGACGGACGCCACUCAGCCUCAACGAAGGUGGAAGAACCGAGUCCUGCCGAAGAAGGACAGCAACUCGCUUACCGACGAAUCACUCUCAGACGAAGAACCAGAGAGGCUGGAGAGUCCGUAA
Molecule: messenger RNA, 375 nt
Organism: Phytophthora infestans T30-4
Lineage: Eukaryota; Oomycota; Peronosporomycetes; Peronosporales; Peronosporaceae
Exons: 3
Coding region: 1-375 (124 amino acids)
Source: RefSeq, a predicted model, not a curated record